This is a messenger RNA of Macadamia integrifolia, 1320 nucleotides long. Its product is annotated as aspartic proteinase CDR1-like. The transcript has a single exon. Lineage: Eukaryota; Viridiplantae; Streptophyta; Magnoliopsida; Proteales; Proteaceae. Bases 1 to 1320 code for a protein of 439 amino acids. The record is from RefSeq and is a predicted model, not a curated record. Gene Ontology annotation, biological process: proteolysis. Gene Ontology annotation, molecular function: aspartic-type endopeptidase activity. Gene Ontology annotation, cellular component: extracellular region.
AUGGCCACUGCUUUUCCAGUCUAUGCACUCUUCAUCAUCUUUUCCUUCACCAUUUUCAUCUCCUUACCCUGCUUAUCCAUCAACACCUCUGCUACAAACCCUAAAAACCUUCGAUUCGCCCUAGAUCUCAUCCACCGUGAUUCUCCUCUAUCUCCUUUUUAUAAUCCCCGAUCCACUUUUUGGGACAAAGCUGAGAGACUAUAUGAAAGCUCAAUUGCACGCUAUGCAUAUAUGGCUUCGAAAGGAACAAGUGACAAGUACCGAAUUGAUUCCAAUGUUGAAAAGUUCUUAUACUAUGCAAAAAUCAGAUUUGGUGCACCAGCGGUUGAUCUCUUCGUGGUUGUUGAUACCGGUAGUGAACUUUUCUGGGUCCAAUGUGAGCCUUGCAGCAAUUGCCAGUCACAGACUGGACCAAUCUAUGAUCGCACCAAAUCAAUUACCUAUUCCAACGUAACAUGUGGCUCUUUGGAUUGCAAAUUAGCUCCAAACAUGAAAUGUGAUAGCGAUUAUAAUGUGUGUAGUUACCGAAUUAACUAUGGUGAUGGGAGUUUUAGCAAUGGCCUUGUUGCCAAGGAUGCCCUAUUUUUCAGAAACCCUGGUGGAAGUGUGGUACGCAAGAAUGUAGUCUUUGGUUGUGGUAUUCACAACCAGGUUUCAGCCCAUGGCCUAUUGGGUGGAAUAUUAGGUCUUGCAGCAACCAAAGUAUCAGUGGUCUCUCAGUUAGGUGGAAGAAAAUUUUCUUAUUGCUUGGGCAACUCAAGUGAUCCAUCUUCCAAAGGUAACGUGAUCAUUGGUGAGGAUGCACAUAUUGCUGGCUUCACUACUCCCUUCACAUUUUAUAAGAGUUAUCAAGUCUAUCCUGUUGAGAUUAAAGUGGGAUCAAAAAGUCUUGAUCUUCCUCCAUGGGCAUUUGGUGCACCUGCAAGUGUGAUGUUAGAUAGUGGCACUGCAUACACAUUUUUACCACAAGUAGUACAUGAUAAGAUAGCAGAUGCUAUAUCUCAGACACUCAAAAGCUUCAAGGUCCAACCAAUUCCACCUCCAAUACCAGGAUUGUCAUGCUACAAUGGAAAUAUUGGCAGAGAUUUGAAUGGAUUUCCUACUAUGACUAUUCGAUUUCGAGGACAGGCAGAGCUGGUUUUAGAGAAAUGGAGUAUUUUCAUCCCCAAAGGAGAGGAUUCAUUUUGCUUAGCUUUCGCCCCUGCUGUUGGUCGCAAUUCUGAAAGCUUGAUUGGUGGCAUGGCUCAACAGUUUUACAAUUUUGGGUUUGAUUUUGAUACGAUGGAAUUGUCUAUUAUCCAUUCUGUUUGCAUUUACUGA